CUGCGGUACUACCAUAUGAUUUGAGUUUUUAUCGACCUCACUGUUGGGCUUAAAGUAAAUCAUAAGCACGCUGCAGGAUGGUGAAGAUUUUCAUCGGAAACCUUUCUCCUGAGACGGAGAAAGAUGAAAUCGAAGCUCUUUUCACCAAGUACGGCACAGUGACAGAAUGUGCCAAGUACAAAAACUAUGCGUUUGUCCACAUGGAUGACCGUAAAUCUGCCACGAAAGCCAUCCGUGAGCUCCAUCUCCAGAAGCUGAAUGGCCGUCCCAUCAAUGUGGAGCCUAGCAGAGGGAAGAACCAGGGUCCUGUGAAGCUUCACGUCGCUAACGUUGAAAAAGGCUUUGACAACGAGCUGCGGGAGCUUUUUGAAGAGUAUGGCACAGUUACAGAGUGCUCGAUUGUCAAGAACUUUGCUUUCGUACACAUGAGUAAUUCUGACGAGGCCAUGGAUGCUCUGCAGGGUUUGGAUAAUGCAGAGUUUCAGGGAAAGCGUAUUCACGUUCAAGUAUCAAAAAGCAGGCCGAAGGGGCCACUUGAGGAGGACUAUCCACCUCCGCCAGGUAGAGGUGGCUAUUACCCUCUUCGCUACCCAGGGGAGAGGCCUGAGCCUCUGUAUAGAGCUCGCCCAUCUGCUUACCCUCUUCCUCCACCACCUCCUCCACCCAUUCCUCCACCCAUCCCCCCAAGACGAGCGCCUUACCCCGAGCGUGCUUAUGGCGAAAGAGAUGCCUAUGGGAUGGUUGAUUACUACGAGAAAUACAGAGCCCGCUCUUACAGCAGCCCAAGCUACGACGACAGGCGCGCCAUCCCUCCUCCUCCGCCUCCUUCCUCUGCGCUGGUUAGAGAGCGUCUCGGCAUGGUGGCGCACGACCCGUACGAGCGGCGUCCGGUCCCGGCUCCCUCGUCUUAUACGGUCAGGGAUCGGAGCCCUAUCAGAAGGAUCCCCCCUCCGCCUCCUCCGUCAGCUGGUAACGGGUACUCCUAUGAGCGGUCUCGGCUCUCACCGAUGUCCAGAACUCCGAUGUAUUCAGUUUCUCGUCCCAGGGACUCCUUCUCAGAGAGGGUAACGCUCCCGCCGCCGCCGCUGCUACCUCGCUAUACAGACUAUUAGCCGGGAGGAGCGUAACACAAGGUUUAGCAUAUGACAAGAUCGUCGUCUGCUGAUGCACGUGGCGCUAUACACCCUCCCCCUACGUCUAUGGCGGAUUGCGUUGCGUUCGCCUGAGGCUAACUGGAAGAUAUUGCAGAUAUAUUUAAAAACAUAUGAUUACAUGUCUACGAUUCUUCUGAGUUGUUAUGCCUUUUUCUGUUCCCCUUUUUGUUUUACUGUUAAAAGAAAUCUUAAAAAUGUUGUUCAGGAAAGGUCUUUACUAUUCAAGUGUGACGCAGUUUACAAAAAACCCUUAAAACUUUACACUUUGCAGUUUUCUUUUUCCUUUCUUAAAUGAUCUCUAAGGAGCUGAGAGAUUUUUUUCAAUACAAGGGAAUGCAUUAAAAUCAAAAUGUGCAGUGUUUGUAAGGAAAAUUGUUUCCAAGUUAGGUUUUUUUUUUUUUUUAAUUUAUAAAAUGCUAAAGAAAAGUCGCUUUAGAAGUUCAACGAUAAAAUACUUGCUGUGGGAGUUUGUUCAACAAUCCAAAUUUUGCGACAUUUUAGCUUAACAUCAAAAUCUACAGUGUGCUUUUUGUUCUUUUGGAUAUUUGUGUUCUUUUCUUGCGGAAGUAAACUUUCCAGCCCCGUCCUGUAUGCUUUUAUUUACUCUCCAAGUUGCUUUUUAUUUGAAGGCUUUUUAAUAAACACAUGAAACCAAAA
Messenger RNA from Melanotaenia boesemani (Boeseman's rainbowfish), 1811 nucleotides. Its product is annotated as RNA-binding protein 4.1-like. Gene Ontology annotation, biological process: mRNA splicing, via spliceosome. Lineage: Eukaryota; Metazoa; Chordata; Actinopteri; Atheriniformes; Melanotaeniidae. The record is from RefSeq and is a predicted model, not a curated record. Gene Ontology annotation, molecular function: mRNA binding. The transcript has 4 exons. Gene Ontology annotation, cellular component: cytosol; nuclear speck. Bases 78 to 1112 code for a protein of 344 amino acids.